Mus musculus (house mouse) is the source of this 964-nucleotide messenger RNA. RefSeq names its product hydroxysteroid 17-beta dehydrogenase 8 (gene Hsd17b8). Gene Ontology annotation, molecular function: NADH binding; 17-beta-hydroxysteroid dehydrogenase (NAD+) activity; (3R)-3-hydroxyacyl-CoA dehydrogenase (NAD+) activity. NCBI's taxonomy places the organism in Eukaryota, Metazoa, Chordata, Mammalia, Rodentia, Muridae. The record is from RefSeq and is marked validated. The transcript has 9 exons. Gene Ontology annotation, biological process: fatty acid biosynthetic process; protein heterotetramerization; estrogen metabolic process. Bases 9 to 788 code for a protein of 259 amino acids. Gene Ontology annotation, cellular component: mitochondrion; oxidoreductase complex; mitochondrial matrix.
CAGCCGCCAUGGCGUCUCAGCUCCGGCUCCGCUCUGCGCUGGCCCUGGUCACAGGUGCGGGUAGCGGCAUCGGCCGUGCGAUCAGCGUGCGCCUAGCGGCAGAGGGCGCCGCCGUGGCCGCCUGCGACCUGGACGGGGCCGCGGCACAGGACACGGUGCGGCUGCUGGGAAGCCCGGGGAGCGAGGACGGGGCGCCGCGCGGCAAGCACGCUGCCUUCCAAGCGGAUGUGUCUCAGGGCCCCGCAGCCAGACGCCUGCUGGAGGAAGUGCAGGCCUGCUUUUCUCGCCCGCCAUCUGUCGUUGUGUCCUGUGCGGGCAUCACACGCGAUGAGUUUCUGCUCCACAUGUCAGAAGAAGACUGGGACAGAGUCAUAGCUGUCAACCUCAAGGGCACCUUCCUAGUCACUCAGGCUGCAGCCCAGGCUUUAGUGUCCAGUGGCGGUCGUGGCUCCAUCAUCAACAUUAGUAGCAUCAUUGGAAAGGUGGGGAAUAUCGGACAAACGAAUUAUGCGUCGUCCAAAGCAGGAGUGAUUGGGCUCACCCAGACUGCGGCCCGGGAGCUUGGACGACAUGGAAUCCGAUGUAACUCGGUCCUCCCAGGGUUCAUUGCAACGCCCAUGACCCAGAAAAUGCCAGAGAAAGUGAAGGACAAGGUAACUGCAAUGAUUCCGUUGGGACACAUGGGGGACCCUGAGGAUGUGGCAGAUGUGGUUGCAUUCUUGGCAUCUGAAGACAGUGGAUACAUCACAGGGGCCUCCGUGGAAGUCAGUGGAGGUCUUUUCAUGUAACUGCCUGAUGGAAGCCGGACUCUGCUCACUCCCCCACCACUGCCUGGCCCUCCUGCUGAUGAGGACGCUAAGUUCCCAGGCUACAAAAGAGAUGGCAGUGUGUGGCUCAGGCAUGCUGAAUAUGGAAGGCAGGGGUGCUUGUGACCCUAAUAAAUUCCAAAUCCUCUUCCCUGCCA